Messenger RNA from Pyrus x bretschneideri (Chinese white pear), 1246 nucleotides. RefSeq names its product actin-depolymerizing factor 7. Gene Ontology annotation, cellular component: actin cytoskeleton; cytoplasm. Gene Ontology annotation, biological process: actin filament depolymerization. Lineage: Eukaryota; Viridiplantae; Streptophyta; Magnoliopsida; Rosales; Rosaceae. The transcript is spliced from 7 exons. The record is from RefSeq and is a predicted model, not a curated record. Gene Ontology annotation, molecular function: actin filament binding; zinc ion binding; nucleic acid binding. Bases 76 to 1146 code for a protein of 356 amino acids.
CGGUGGAACCCUUUACUGCUUCUCCCAAAACCCUCCAGAACCCCCAGAGCUCUUGUUUCGGCGUCUGAGACAAAAAUGGUGAGCAAGAGACAGAGAGAAGCUCGCAAGAAAUUCCGAGCAGAACACCCAGAACUGGCUAAACAGCCGACUCCGCCCAAAGACCCAACUAGGAAGAAGGACAAGAAGAAGAGCUCGUUCAAGCGCAAAAAAGCACCCAGCGACCCAGCCAAACCCAGCAAAAAUCCCCAUAGAAAACACCCCCUCAGAGUCCCCGGCAUGAAGCCCGGCGACAGCUGCUUCAUUUGUAAAUCCACUGAACAUAUCGCCAAGCUCUGCCCCGAGAAAGUUCAGUGGGAUAAGCACAAGAUAUGUUUAUAUUGUCGACAACGUGGGCAUAGCAUCAAGAAUUGCCUUAACAAGAAAGAUGAUUCUGUGGCUGAGAAGUUAUGUUAUAAUUGUGGGGAAAAUGGACAUUCGCUUUCGAACUGCCCCUACCCUCUUGAAGACGGAGGAACUAAAUUUGCCAAGUGCUUCAUCUGUAAUGGGACGGGUCACUUGAGCAAGAACUGCCCUGAAAAUACUCAUGGGAUUUAUCCAAAGGGUGGUAGUUGUAAAAUUUGUGGGGGUGUAACACACUUGGCGAAGGAUUGUCCUAACAAAAGCAUCAGUUCGAUGUCUGCUGGUAGAUCUGCUCACUCGUAUGAGAAGAAAAGUGGCGGUACACAAGACAAGUCUGCAGAUGCGGUGUCUGGCAUGGCUGUGAAUGAUGAAUGCAAACUCAAGUUCGGGGAGCUAAAAGCGAAGAGAAAUUACCGAUUCAUUGUAUUCAAGAUUGACAAACAAGAAGUGGUGGUAGAGAAACUUGGCAGCCCAGAUGAAACAUAUGAGGAUUUCGCGGAGUCGCUGCCUGCUGAUGAGUGCCGCUAUGCUGUCUUCGAUUUUGAUUUCACCACUUCUGAGAACUGCCAGAAAAGCAAGAUCUUCUUCAUUGCAUGGUCUCCUGAGAUAUCAAAGGUGAGAAUGAAGAUGGUGUAUGCAAGCUCUAGAGAUCGAUUCAAGAGGGAACUUGACGGCAUUCAAGUCGAGUUGCAGGCAACUGAUCCGAGCGAAAUGAGCCUCGACAUUAUUAAAGGCCGAGCUCUUUAAGCAGCGGAUCUUCAACCCUUACUGGACAAUUACAUUCGUCCAUUUUUCUGAGAAGAUCUUUUGUUUUUGUAAUUUUCUUCUUCUUUGUAUGGGUUCAAUA